Messenger RNA from Beauveria bassiana ARSEF 2860, 234 nucleotides. RefSeq names its product DNA-directed RNA polymerases I, II, and III subunit RPABC4. The record is from RefSeq and is a predicted model, not a curated record. Gene Ontology annotation, molecular function: DNA binding; DNA-directed RNA polymerase activity; zinc ion binding. Gene Ontology annotation, cellular component: RNA polymerase II, core complex; RNA polymerase III complex; RNA polymerase I complex. Gene Ontology annotation, biological process: DNA-templated transcription. Lineage: Eukaryota; Fungi; Ascomycota; Sordariomycetes; Hypocreales; Cordycipitaceae. The coding region runs from base 1 to 234 and encodes 77 amino acids. The transcript has 2 exons.
AUGCCUCGCGAAGAAUAUCAAGUUCCUACCGCCUCCGCCGGCGCCGUCGCCUCCCGCGGCGCCACCCACGACGUCGGUCGCCACGAGCAGCGCUCCAUCAUGACCUACCUCUGCGGCGACUGCGGCGGCCACGUCUCUCUAGGCAAGGACGCUGUCGUCGCGUGCCCGCACUGCGCGGGGCGCGUGCUGUACAAGGAGCGCACCAAGCGUAUGGUCCAGUUUGAGGCGCGAUAG